Clonostachys solani is the source of this 354-nucleotide messenger RNA. NCBI's taxonomy places the organism in Eukaryota, Fungi, Ascomycota, Sordariomycetes, Hypocreales, Bionectriaceae. The record is from the annotation of a GenBank genome assembly.
AUGACUGGACGUCAUCCUGAAUCGCAUCACGUACUGACUCUGGCUUCAACAGGCGGCAAGGGUGGCAAGGGCCUCGGCAAGGGCGGUGCCAAGCGUCACCGCAAGAUUUUGCGUGACAACAUCCAGGGUAUCACCAAGCCCGCUAUCCGACGUCUCGCUCGUCGUGGUGGUGUCAAGCGUAUCUCUGCUAUGAUCUACGAGGAGACCCGUGGUGUCCUGAAGACCUUCCUCGAGGGUGUCAUCCGUGACGCCGUCACCUACACUGAGCACGCCAAGCGCAAGACCGUCACCUCCCUCGACGUUGUCUACGCUCUCAAGCGCCAGGGCCGCACCCUCUACGGUUUCGGUGGUUAA